Metarhizium robertsii ARSEF 23 is the source of this 1563-nucleotide messenger RNA. RefSeq names its product Cytochrome P450 CYP548V1. Bases 1 to 1563 code for a protein of 520 amino acids. The record is from RefSeq and is a predicted model, not a curated record. Gene Ontology annotation, molecular function: iron ion binding; heme binding; oxidoreductase activity, acting on paired donors, with incorporation or reduction of molecular oxygen. NCBI's taxonomy places the organism in Eukaryota, Fungi, Ascomycota, Sordariomycetes, Hypocreales, Clavicipitaceae. The transcript has 4 exons.
AUGCAAAUCUUUUUCCUGUUGGCAUCUGUACUGCUUGUGGUGGUCAUCACCUCAAUAACAGUGUUAUGUAUUCGACGCUUGUACUUCCACCCUCUUUCAAAAUAUCCUGGGCCAUUCCUGGCCAGAGUCACGGACCUGUAUGCUGCCUACCAUGCCUGGAAGGGCGAUAUUCACGUCGACAUGUGGAGGCAACAUGAACGCUACGGUCCUUGCGUUCGAUACGCCCCAAACAGACUGAAUCUCAACACGACGGGUGCGCUCAAAGAUAUAUACUCUGGGAACACGAAUUUCCAAAAGAGCCCAAACUACCGCGUUCUCCGCCAUGGUGCGGCCAACACGUUGACCAUGGUCAACAGGCAAGAGCAUGCUCGUCGACGCCGCAUCGUCUCGCAGGGCUUAUCAGAUGCCGCUCUGCGCUCUCACGAGCCCACGCUGCUGGCGCAUAUCAAAAAGUGCUUCGCAUUGAUCACGGAUGCCGACUUUCCGAGCCAAGCCCAGCCACAAAGUACCGAGAAAGAAGGACAGAAGGGCUGGACACGGUCGAUGAAUAUGUCGGACUGGUUCAAUUGGCUUACAUUUGACAUCAUGGGCGACGUCGUUUUCGGCAUAGGCUACGAUUUGCUCGCAUCGCCUCAAAAUCGCAUCAUCCCACGGGCCAUUGAAGAAUCCAACGUGCGCAUGAGUGUCUUGUUGCAAAGCCCCAUCCUCAUCAAGAUUGGUCGAAUCGACCGGUUUCUGUUCCCCAAGGCCAUCGCAGCACGCAACCAGUUCCUACACUUUGUGAGCGGUCUCGUGCGCCGUGUCUUGGGCACCGAGUGCAGCUUGCAGACGCGCACCGUCGUUUCGGCUCUCAAGUCGGCGAGCGACCCCGUCACUGGCGACGCGCUCUCCAUGAAGGAGAUCUUGGCGGAGAGCACCACGCUGUGCGUUGCCGGCGCCGACACGACGUCUACCGCUCUGGCAGCCACCUUUUUCUACCUGGCGAGCACGCCUCGUGCCUACCGCCGCCUGCAGCAGGACGUGCGCCGGGCGUUUGCCUCGUCUGACGAGAUUCGCAGCGGACCGGCGUUGGGCAAGCUCACCUAUCUCCGGGCGUGCAUCGAGGAAGCCCUACGCAUGUCUCCGCCGGCAGGGUCGUCGUUGUCUCGGGAGAUUCUAACCGGCGACGCCACGGUGGAUGGCCGGGCGCUGCCUGCAGGUACAGAGGCCGGCGUGCCAAUUUACGCCAUCCAUCACAAUGCAAAGUACUUUCCGGACCCUUUUGAGUACCGCCCUGAGCGAUGGCUGCGUAGCGAAAGCAGCACUACGGGACCGAGCGUAGACGAUGCCCGCGCGGCCUUUUGCCCUUUCUCUGUUGGCACUCGAAGCUGUGUGGGCAAGGGGAUGGCCAUGAUGGAGCUCAGCCUGACAGUUGCCUACGCAAUGUACACGCUCGACUUUACUCUGACGAGCGAGAAUGACUCCCUCAAAGGCUGGGGGUUCGCGGACGAGUUCCCGCUGGCAGAUCAUAUAACUGGGUCAAAAAAUGGGCCAUUCCUUCGCUUCAAGUCUCGCGACUUGUGA